AUGAAAAGGAGUUUUGUCGAAAUUUGGUCCUCCAAGAGAUGCAAACGAGUUGUUGCUGGUGGUGCAUGGGUAUACUCAACUAUAGCUGCAGCAUCUGUUAGGUCGGCAGUAAGACGUCUUAGGGAAACUAAAGAACAGUAA
Molecule: messenger RNA, 141 nt
Organism: Acanthoscelides obtectus
Lineage: Eukaryota; Metazoa; Arthropoda; Insecta; Coleoptera; Chrysomelidae
Source: the annotation of a GenBank genome assembly